AUGUCUGAGCAUAGUACGAGUCAUAUCAAAGACAAACAGGGUCAGGUCGAUCAUGGUUUUGCGCAGUCGAUCCAACCACAUACACUGGGGCCUCUGAUUCCGAAGUCUUUGCCUCCAGCAGCUACAGCUCUUCCUAUUGGAGCCUUUGCGACGACAUUGACAACACUUUCUCUCAGCUUGAUGGAAUGGCGUGGAGUAACCAUCACCAAUGUUUACGUCGGCAACUUCUUCUUCAUCGCAGCUCUGGGACUACUUAUCUCAGCUCAGUGGGAACUCUCCGUUGGUAACGGGUUCUCUUACACCGUCUACAGCGCUUUUGCUCUGUUCUAUGCGGGAUACGCGGCGAUAUUGACUCCGUCUUUUGGGAUUGCUGAUGCAUACGGAGAUGACGUUGCGCAGUUCAACAACGCGCUCGGUUUCUUCAUGAUCCUUUGGGCCGUCUUCGUAUUGACAUUCCUUAUCGCUUCACUGCCCUCCAACUUAGUCUUCAUAGCCAUUUUCGCCCUGGUAGACCUGGGUUUCAUACUCGUCGCUGCAAGCUACUUCGCUGCUGCGGAUGGCAGUCAUUCGGCGUCGAUUGCCUUGAAGAAAGCAUCCGGAGUGUUUUGCUUUCUUGCCGGGCUUGUUGGCUGGUACUUGACUCUCCACCUGCUGAUUAAAGAUGAUUUGUACGAGCUCCCCCUGGGAGACACAUCAGGCUACUUUCCCAAGACACGCAAGAGAAACUAA
Verticillium nonalfalfae is the source of this 729-nucleotide messenger RNA. RefSeq lists its product as uncharacterized. The transcript is spliced from 5 exons. Bases 1 to 729 code for a protein of 242 amino acids. Lineage: Eukaryota; Fungi; Ascomycota; Sordariomycetes; Glomerellales; Plectosphaerellaceae. Gene Ontology annotation, cellular component: plasma membrane. Gene Ontology annotation, molecular function: acetate transmembrane transporter activity. The record is from RefSeq and is a predicted model, not a curated record.